This is a messenger RNA of Plasmopara halstedii, 642 nucleotides long. RefSeq names its product Sec62/63 complex, subunit Sec66. The record is from RefSeq and is a predicted model, not a curated record. The transcript has 2 exons. Gene Ontology annotation, cellular component: Sec62/Sec63 complex. Gene Ontology annotation, biological process: post-translational protein targeting to membrane, translocation. The coding region runs from base 1 to 642 and encodes 213 amino acids. NCBI's taxonomy places the organism in Eukaryota, Oomycota, Peronosporomycetes, Peronosporales, Peronosporaceae.
AUGCUGACAGAUCUACAGAUAAUAGCCGUUAUCGUCACUGGUGUGACAGCAGUGCUAGUAUACAUGGCAGCACGUGUUCUCAUGCCGCAAAAGACGGACGAAGUAGACGAGUCUUUACAGGCAAUGAUCAACGGCUUUGACUUUGCGCUGCCUGAGGAAGUCGAGCUAUACCGCAAAGGCAAGGAGGAACACCCCGACGACUUAGAUAAAUGCUUCCAGCUUCUCUUUCGUCGUGCUGUGGCUGACAUUCCACUCAUUCGCAAGAUUCAGUCAGAGAGUUCCGGUAUUCAGCGUUUAAAAAAAAACGACAUUCUCAAAGACGGGUCGUAUCUCAGCUACAAGCUGGCCGAAGAAUUAAUCAACGAUGAGAUUAACGAAGUGCGCAAAGAAGCUGAAGAACUUAAGCCAGGUGAAGGUUGGCCAGACAAGAUAUUUCCACAAGCCGUUCAAUUUAUGAAUCAGCUUGCUGAACAGCAAGCGGCAUUGCAGCGUAAAGAAGUUGAAGCACAGGUUAAAGCCAUGCAAGCCGCUCGUGCUCAAGCUAUGGCAACAGCACUUGCUGCCGAGGUUGCUGUCAAGAAUAUCGAAGCACAGGUGGCAGCCAAAGAGAAGCAGGAAAAAAAGAUUCGGAAGAGAAAGUAG